UGUUUGUUGACACGAGACGCAUCAUGGCCGGGGUCAAGUUGCAAUGGAAGAGGUAGGCAUCACCGUCUUGAUGCUGGACUCCUUGAAAGGUGCAACAGGGAACAGCAGCAGAAUCUUGAGCCUUGUGCGAAAAGCAGAGCAAAGCCACAGUGGCGGAGAGCUUUGCGCGGUGUAUGCUGCGGCCAUUGAUGCUUACAGCUGUCCGAAGGCCACUCAAGAUGAAGAAUAUCGCGAACUUUGUGUCAAGUACAUGCUUGAGCUCUGCCAUGUGGAUGUGAAUGAAGCUCGCGAAUUUCACAAUCGCCAGAGAGCUUUCGGUGUAACCAGUGAUGCCCGGAUGUAUGCGGCGCGUGCCUCCCUGGAAGAACGUGAAGGAGACGAAAAGAAGGCCAUGAAGAUUCUUCAGGAAGGGAUUCGCGCUGGGGCUCAACCUGCUGAACUUCUAAAGAAGCAGAUGGACAGGCUGCAGAGACAGGAAACGACUUUCCAGCAAUCAAAGGAAGAUCGUGCCAUGCAGACAGAAGUUGCUGGUCGCAGCAUUUCGAUUCAGACUGAAGGUACACUUCGGCCAAGAUCUAUGGCUUCGCUGACAUUUUUCCGUCGAUUGGAGCGAAUUCAACGGAAUUGCUGCCUCUUCGACGUUUUUGGUGCAUGGAAAGAUUUGCGGGACGCCGCAGUCCAAAGAAGACAACAGGCGUUGUUCGAGUCUCUGCGUGAGCAGCUGGAUGUGGCGAAGCGUAAAACGCUUGCAGCAGACGCGUGCUUGAAGUCUUCAGGUCGGAAUGGACCUCACGUAGCAUGGCUUCCAGUCUCCUUCAGGCUUUGGCGAUCUUCCAUGGAACUCUCUCGUCAGCGACAGAGGUUAGCUGAUGCUGCAUUCCAAGAAGAGCUUCGACGGCGCGUUUUCAGAGUCUUGCUGGCAUGGAGGAGCACCUGUCUCAGCUUCUGCGCAAGACAGACAGAGGAAAGGUUGGCUGCGCCACUGGAAGCGCUUCCGGCUCUGUCGGAAGUUCCAAUACUGGACAGUUUGUUGAUUGACCUCCAAGCACCUCAAACUCUGCGUUCGCCAUUGCGAAGCAUGGAGAGCAACGUAGAUCCUGGAAGUGGAGAUGAACCAAAAAGGUUGCGAGGGCCACAAAGGUUCUCUUACGACACUUCCAGCUACGCUGGUUGCGCUAGAUACGGUGGACCAAAAAAAGCUGUAGAAUCCAGGGCGAACAAGAAAGAGAAUGUCGCUGUGUGCACUGCAAGGACUAGGAAUUAGUUUUAAAA
This is a messenger RNA of Cladocopium goreaui, 1272 nucleotides long. The record is from the annotation of a GenBank genome assembly. Lineage: Eukaryota; Dinophyceae; Suessiales; Symbiodiniaceae.